Molecule: messenger RNA, 424 nt
Organism: Gekko japonicus
Lineage: Eukaryota; Metazoa; Chordata; Lepidosauria; Squamata; Gekkonidae
Product: dedicator of cytokinesis protein 1-like
Exons: 5
Biological process (GO): cell migration; small GTPase-mediated signal transduction
Cellular component (GO): cytoplasm; plasma membrane
Molecular function (GO): guanyl-nucleotide exchange factor activity; small GTPase binding
Source: RefSeq, a predicted model, not a curated record
CUAAGGCUGGAAAAUGGCGGCUUCUUAGGCUCGUAGCCGUGCGCAUCCCGGUUUUGGCAGUUGCCGGUGUCGCCUGGCAGGGCUCGACCUCCCCUGCGCCAUGACGCGCUGGGUGCCCACCAAGCGGGAAGAGAAAUACGGCGUGGCUUUCUACAACUAUGAUGCCAGGGGGCCAGAUGAACUGUCUUUGCAGAUUGGAGACACAGUGCACAUACUGGAAACACAUGAAGGUUGGUACCGAGGCUACACUUUAAGAAAAAAAUCUAAAAAAGGCAUAUUUCCUGCUUCCUAUAUUCAGCUUAAAGAAGCAAUAGUAGAAGGAAAAGGGCAACAUGAAACUGUCAUACCUAGCGAACUACCACUCAUUCAGGAAGUUACCACAACACUACGGGAAUGGUCUACGAUAUGGCGGCAACUCUAUGUU